This is a messenger RNA of Cladophialophora carrionii CBS 160.54, 1236 nucleotides long. RefSeq lists its product as uncharacterized. Lineage: Eukaryota; Fungi; Ascomycota; Eurotiomycetes; Chaetothyriales; Herpotrichiellaceae. The transcript has 2 exons. The record is from RefSeq and is a predicted model, not a curated record. Bases 1 to 1236 code for a protein of 411 amino acids.
AUGAAGCUGACUACCGGCGCUCUCGCUGUCCUUGCAGUCCUCGGAACUGCAACGGCCCAACAGCCACUUCGUGAUCCAAUCGGUACAGGUCCGCCACUCGAACUUGUGCACCUGUAUUUCGACGAGUGGCCGACAGGUGUCGCGGUUUCGUCGUCCGGGCGUAUCUUUUCCUGCUAUCCACUCGGGCUCGACGCCACGAAUACCAGAUAUCAAGUCGCCGAGCUUGGGUCAAACAACACCGAGACCCCGUUUCCGAAUACUCAGAUCAACACGCCUCCAGGAGGCGCUGUCGAUUAUUCAACCAAUCCGCCACAAUCCAAGGGUCUCUCGAGUUAUUUCAUCUCUGUUCAAAGUGUCGUUGUCGACCCGAAAGAUCGUCUCUGGGUCCUUGACACGGGUCGGGCACUGCUGAGUAAUGGCACCCUGACGACGUCAAACCCUGGUGGACCGAAGCUUGUUGGCAUUGACCUGACGAACAAUUCUAUCUUCCAAACAAUUCUCUUCCCGCCGACCGUCGCACUCCCCGACUCUUAUCCUAAUGACGUCCGUUUUGACCUGCGUCCAUCGGUCACUUCAUCUGGUCAAGGCAUCGCGUAUCUUACGGACUCGUCCAGUGAAGGUCGUAAUGGGAUCAUUGUGGUUGAUCUCGGGACCGGAGAGUCUUGGCGGCAUCUGAAUAAUAUUCCACAAGUCCGCCCUGAGCCAGGCUUCUACGCAAGCGUCUGGGGCGAGUCAGUCUAUAUGAAUCCCGGCAAUGGCAUGCCGGUCUCGAGGCUCGCAUUCGGCGCGGAUGGCAUCACGUUAUCUAAUGACGGCGAAACACUCUACUUUUCGGUUGUUUCGGGGCGUCAUUUGUACGGUGUUCCUACGGCUCGCCUUCGCGAUCGUGGUUUGUCUUCUGAACUGUUCGCUACAGGCUCGGUCAUGGACCUCGGGCAGAAAGGCGUCAGUGACGGGCUUGAGAGCGAUUCAAACGGCAUUGUUUACGCAGGGAGCGUGGAGACCGACUCAAUCGUCACUUUUAACCCGCAAAAUGGAACAGUCCAGACAUAUGUCAGAGACCCCAGGAUUGAGUGGACAGAUACAUUCUCUGUGUCAGGGAAUUAUCUGUACUUCACGGAGAACCAGCUGUUUCGGGGGCCCUCGCAGCAGGGUGGUGUGGAUAGGCGCGUCAAACCCUACGCGCUGUACAGAGUGCCCCUGCUGAACAAUGCGACCAAGAUUAGUCUGGUGUAG